Molecule: messenger RNA, 1925 nt
Organism: Choiromyces venosus 120613-1
Lineage: Eukaryota; Fungi; Ascomycota; Pezizomycetes; Pezizales; Tuberaceae
Source: the annotation of a GenBank genome assembly
ACCCGACAGCACAUCGAAACCCACGAGUUACGAUCAACAACAACUGCGGCAAUGUCACGGACAGCUAUAAGAAUGUGUGGAAUAACUGCGAGAUAUCCAUUUCGGAUGACAAGCGACAGAUUCUGGAAUGGAUCUCUCCCUUGGCACCUCGGGAAAGGCAUCACACUGUGAGUGAUGGCAGGGUGGAUGGAGUAGGGGACUGGCUUCUUCAAACAAACAAGUUUAAGAAGUGGCAUACAAGCGAGGAUCAAGAUGUCGAUCCUGUGUUAUUUUGUUAUGGGGACCCAGGGGUGGGGAAGACCCAUAUGAGCUCUCUUGUGAUAGAUACACUGUGCGAUCAGGUUGUCGGGGAAGAUGUGGCUGUCGCUUGUGUGUACUGCGACUUCCAUGCUCCGAAUGAGCAGUCUGCAACAACCGUGUUAGGAGCCCUGUUGAUGCAGGUCGUGGCGGGGAUGGAACCAAUCCCAAACGAGAUACAGAGUGCUUUUGAGCGUGCGAAGAGCCAGGUUGCUGGCCGCAUGCUGCGGCUCCCUGAAAUCCGCGCGAUGCUGGUGAAAUCUCUAUCAUCGUUGCGACGAGGCUUUAUCUGCAUUGACGCUUUAGACGAGUUUCCGCAAAAGAAACGGCCUGAGCUUUGGGAUUCUUUACAGCAGAUUAUCCGGGAGUGCCCAAAUACUCGGCUAUUCAUUACCGGGAGGCCCCACAUCCGGGACGAAGUUAAGCGAUGUUUCGACGGAGAGGCUACUGUGAUCCCUAUUAUACCCAGGACGGGGGACAUCGAGCGAUAUCUGGAAAUGAGACUAAGUAGGGACCCAGACCCGGAUAUCAUGGACGAAUCGCUACGAGCAGAUAUGCUAAGAGUUAUUCCGGCGACUAUUUCGGGAAUAUUCCUUUUAGUCUCCCUCAUUGUUGAUGCCAUCUUAGAUCAGACGACGAUACAUCAGAGGAGACAGACGCUUCAUAAGAUGACAAAAGGGCUUGGUCUACAGGAUGCAUACAGCACGACAUUACAUCGUAUACAACAGCAGAAUGGAAGUAAAGCAAAACUGGGAAUGGAAACACUGAUGUGGAUCUCACGCUCCGAACGGCCAUUAGAAACACAAGAGCUGUGUCAUGCUUUAGCGGUGGAGUUAGGAACUACGGACAUCGACCCGGAGAAUGUCCCGUCGAUCAAGACAUUGUUGGGCUGCACUUUAGGCCUUGUUACAAUUGAUCAGCAAUCAUCGGUCCGUCUCAUCCAUUUUACUCUCCAAGAGUACCUUGGAACACAUACCGACAUGUUCAUCACACCUCACUCAAUGAUGGCUGAGAUAUGUCUCACUUAUUUAAACUUUCAGUCCGUCUGCGAUCUUUCACCCACUCUUCGUGAGAUCCCGACCACCUCACCGUUUCUCCACUAUGCAUCGUGUUACUGGGGACUCCACGCUAGGAAGGAAAUGACAGAGGGCGUGAAAUCCCUGGCAUUGCGACUUCUUCAAAAGGAUGCAAACCACAUAUCAGCUAAUAUUCUCCUCCGUGAGGGAAGUGUUGGAUUCUUGUCUUUCUGGGAUCGGCGGCCGGGUAGACAUGAUCCCGAUCCUGAGGGAUAUAGUGGCCUACACUGCAUCGCAUACAUGGGGGUUCCCGGAAUUGAGAUUACCAUGGUGAGCAUGGAGAGAUGGGACUUGAACGGGCGUGAUUCCAAAGGCGCGACACCGUUAAUGUGGGCUGCAAAAUACGGAAAUUAAGACGUGGUAAAAUUGCUCUUGAACCGGGAGGGCGUCAACCCCAACUCGCCGGAUAGGAAUGGCCGGACACCACUAUCAUAUGCAGCCCAGUUUGGGAAAGAAGACGUGGUAAAGUUGCUCUUGGAUCGGGAGGGUGUAUAUCCCAAUUCGUCGGAUAUGUGUGGCCGAACACCACUAUCACACGCAGCCGAGUCUGGG